This is a messenger RNA of Eruca vesicaria subsp. sativa (arugula), 1206 nucleotides long. The record is from the annotation of a GenBank genome assembly. NCBI's taxonomy places the organism in Eukaryota, Viridiplantae, Streptophyta, Magnoliopsida, Brassicales, Brassicaceae.
AUGGAUCUUUCAUAUACACUCAUCAAAGAGGAGUUUCCUACUGGUGUCAGUGAUUCUCCAUCACCAGCAUCUUCUUACCUCCAUUCAAACUCCAUGGCCCCAAUUGAUCCAACCACAUUAAGCUCUCCGCAACCAAUAGAAGGUCUCCGCGAAUCAGGCCCACCUCCAUUUCUGACAAAGACAUAUGAUUUGGUGGAAGAUUCAAGAACCAAUGAUGUUGUGUCUUGGAGCCAAGACAAAAACAGCUUCAUUGUCUGGGAUCCACAAGCUUUUUCCAUGACUCUCCUCCCCAGAUUUUUCAAGCACAAUAACUUCUCUAGCUUUGUUCGCCAGCUCAACACAUAUGGUUUCAGAAAGGUGAAUCCGGAUCGAUGGGAGUUCGCAAAUAAAGGGUUUCUUAGAGGGCAAAAGCAUCUCCUCAAGACAAUAAGCAGAAGAAAGACAAAUAACAAUAAUCAAAUGCAACCACCUGAAUCAUCCUCUCAUCAACAAUCACCAGACAAUUGUUGCAUAGAAGUUGAUCGAUAUGGUCUAGAUGGAGAAAUGGACAGCCUAAGGCGAGACAAGCAAGUGCUGAUGAUGGAGCUAGUGAAACUGAGAAAGGAACAACAAAGCACCAAAAUGUAUCUUACAUUGACUGAAGAAAAGCUAAAGAAGACUGAAUCAAAACAACAGCAAAUGAUGAGCUUCCUCGCCCGCGCGAUGCAGAAUCCCAAUUUCCUUCAGCACCUCGCGAAGCAGAAAGAGAAGAGUAAGGAUAUGGAAGAAGCAAUCAGAAAAAAGCGACAGCGGCCCAUAGAUCAAGGGACAAUUGACGUGGCUAAUGUAGAAGAUUGUGAUGAUGAUGGCGGUGGUGGAGGUGGUUAUGGAAGGCAUGGAAACGAUGAUGGGUCCUCCUCGAGGUUUGUUGACAUGAAGCAAGAAAUAUACGGAGACAUGACUGAAUUUGAAAUGUUGGAGUUGGACAGACUUGAUGUGCACAAUCAAGGACUUGGAGAUCAGUUCACUGGGGAAGAAGCCUUGGAUGUGGAAAAAAGUGAUGAAGAAAGAGAACAAGGGUUCCUAAAGGAUAACAAAGAGACUUAUGGUGAAGAUUUUUUGGAAGAUUUAUUUAAGGAAGGUCAAAAUAUUGACUUUGAACGAGAUGAAGAAAAUGUUGAUGUGCUCAUUGAGCAACUUGGUUAUUUGGCAUCUAGUUCACACUAA